Molecule: messenger RNA, 3203 nt
Organism: Salvia miltiorrhiza (redroot sage)
Lineage: Eukaryota; Viridiplantae; Streptophyta; Magnoliopsida; Lamiales; Lamiaceae
Product: putative leucine-rich repeat receptor-like serine/threonine-protein kinase At2g24130
Exons: 2
Coding region: 127-3033 (968 amino acids)
Biological process (GO): protein phosphorylation
Molecular function (GO): protein binding; ATP binding; protein kinase activity
Source: RefSeq, a predicted model, not a curated record
AAACAUUUGUCACACCCCCUUAUAAUUAACAGUGCGUGCUGCAUGUUUUCUUCCCACAUUCCAACAUUCACCUCAAUCUCUCUCUCAAUCCCUCCAAAUCCAAACCUCAAUUAAUAUAUCACAACAAUGGGUUUGCACUCCAAAUUCUCUCUACUCUCCUCCAUCCUAGUCUUGUACAUGCUCAGCGUCGACGCUCAAAUAUUAGACGAGCGCGCCGCGCUCCUCUCCUUCGUGUCCGGGAUCAGCAGCGACCCCGAACACGCCCUAUCCAACUGGAACGCCUCCGACCUCCCCCUCUGCAAAUGGUCGGGGGUCGGGUGCGACAUGAGCAAGAACAGAGUCAUAGAGCUCAACCUCAGCCACAAGUCCCUCCGCGGCACCAUCUCCCCGUCCCUCUUCGCCCUCUCGCAGCUCGAGAUCCUCGACCUCUCCGGCAACUUCCUCCACGGCCGGAUCCCGCCCGAGAUCGGCUCCCUCCUCCGACUCAAAGAACUCAGCCUAGCAUCCAACUCCCUCCAAGGCAACAUCCCAUCCCAAGUGGGGACUCUCAAGCAACUAGUCUACCUCAACCUCGGCAGCAACAAACUAGAUGGCGAGAUCCCUUCAUCACUCUUCUGCAACGGCUCGUCUUCUCUGCAAUACCUCGACCUCUCCAACAACUCCCUCCACGGCCAACUCCCUCUGCAGAAUCAAUGUGCUCUCUCUGAACUCAGGUAUCUUCUACUAUGGUCCAACAGCCUAGCCGGCCAAGUCCCCUUGCCGUUAUCAAACUCAUCGAAACUCGAGUGGCUCGACUUGGAAUUCAACCACUUCGAGGGAGAGCUGCCCUGCAACAUCCUAAGCAGAAUGCCACAUUUGAAGUUCCUCUACUUAUCGUACAACCAUUUCUCAAGCCAAGACGGAAACACCAACCUCGUACCUUUCUUCGCCUCUCUCAAGCACUCCUCCAACUUGCAAGAACUCGAUCUGGCCGGGAACCACCUCGGAGGGGCUCUGCCUCCUAUUAUCGGCGACCUCUCCGCUCUGGUGCAGAUCAAUCUUGAUACAAAUUUCAUCUACGGUGAAAUCCCACCGCAGAUUUCCAACCUCGUCAACCUCACCCUCCUCAACCUCUCCAGCAACCUCAUGAAUGGGACCAUCCCCUCCGAGCUAUGCCAGAUGGCGAAGCUCGAGCGCCUCUACCUGUCGAAUAACUCCCUCUCCGGCCACAUUCCGGCGUCCUUGGGAGACAUGCCGCAUUUGGGACUGCUGGACCUGUCCAAGAACAUGCUCUCCGGUACCAUCCCGGACAGCUUCGCCAACCUCGUACAGCUCCGAAGGCUGCUCCUGUACGAAAACCACCUGUCGGGAAACAUCCCACCUAGCCUCGGAAAAUGCAUCAACUUGGAGAUUCUUGAUCUCUCCCACAACAGAAUCUCCGGGACCAUCCCAGCUGCGGUCGCCGGCUUGAGCAGUUUGAAGCUGUAUUUGAACCUCUCGAGCAACAUGCUAGACGGCCACAUCCCACUUGAGCUCAGCAAAAUGGACAUGGUCCUCGCCAUUGAUCUAUCCAACAACAACUUCUCCGGCGCGCUGCCGUCGCAGCUGGGGAGCUGCAUCGCGCUCGAGAGCCUCAACGUGUCGCGCAACUCGCUGGAGGGGCAGUUCCCGGAGGACAUCGGCAGCCUGCCUUAUCUCCGGGAACUCGACCUCUCCUUCAAUCGCCUGAGCGGGGAGAUACCGGAAUCUCUCCGCGCGUCUGCUUCCCUACGCCUCCUCAACCUCUCCUACAACAGCAUGUGCGGGAACGUCACCGUCGGGGGCUCGUUCACGGCGGAAUCCUUCCUCGGAAUGAGGAGCUGCCGCCGGAAACGAGCUCGCCAUUUCUUAAUGGCGAUUCUUCUCUCCCUCCUCAUCACCCCCAUCUUCUGCGUGGUUGGAUUUCCGUUACUGAUGAGAAGGAGACUGCAGCUGCAGCUGCAGCUGCAGCUGCCCAAGGUCGGCGGCAAGGCGGCUGUGAGGGAUGAAGAGGAAACGAGAGAAGAGAUCAAAUAUCCGAGAAUCUCUCGCCGGCAGCUGGUCGAAGCCACCGGCGGAUUCAGCAGCUCGAGCCUCAUCGGCUCGGGCAGGUUCGGGCAGGUCUACAAGGGAAUCCUCGGCGACAACACGAGGAUCGCGGUCAAGGUUCUGAACCCGAAAACGGCGGAGGAAAUCACGGGCAGCUUCAAGAGGGAGUGCCAGGUUCUGAAGCGAACCAGGCACCGGAACCUCAUCAGGAUCAUCACGGCGUGCAGCCGCCCCGACUUCAAGGCCAUCGUGCUGCCGUUAAUGCCUAACGGCAGCCUCGACGACCAUCUGUAUCCGGUUAACGGAAUGAAGAACGGAAUGAGACUGAAGCUCCCGCAGCUGGUGGGGAUCUGCUGCGACGUGGCGCACGGGAUGGCCUACCUGCACCACUACUCCCCGGUGAAGGUCGUCCACUGCGACCUCAAACCGAGCAACAUACUCCUCGACCACGACAUGACGGCGCUGGUCACGGAUUUCGGCAUAGCCAGGCUCGUCAAAGGCGGCGACGAGACUGCCAACUGCGUCGACGUCGAUGACUCGGCAUCCUACGACUCCACGGACGGCCUCCUCUGCGGAUCGCUCGGUUACAUUGCUCCGGAAUAUGGGAUGGGAAGACACGCUUCGUCGCAGGGAGAUGUGUACAGCUAUGGGGUUCUCCUGCUGGAGAUAGCGAUGGGGAAGAGACCCACCGACGUUCUGUUCCACGAGGGUUCCAGCAUGCACGAAUGGGUGAAGAGCCGUUACGCUAACGAGCUCGAUUCGAUGGUGGAAGACGUCGUGGCCAGGAUGGCACCGGCCGCCCACGAGAGGAAGGUGUGGAGCGACGUCGUUUUGGAGCUCAUAGAAUUAGGUCUAAUCUGCACGCAGCAUAGUCCUAGUGCUAGGCCUAGCAUGCUGGAUGUGGUGCAUGAGAUCUCUCUUUUGAAGCACUAUGUCAAUUCUUCUCCUUCAACCUUACUCAUCCAACACACUCUUCCUACUGAUUAAUUCUUUUUUUUCUUUUUUUACAUUAUGCUGUUUUGACAGCAACAAUUUUGUUACAGAUGAUGAUCAAGAGAUUUUUUUUCUUUCUAGAUCAUUAUUGUUCUUUAGUUAAUUUGAGCUGAAAAUGUAAGGAUGCCUCCAAUAAAAAACUAAAAUUAUUUCAGCUUUCAAAA